AUGGCUCCCUUCGAAUCUCUGUACGGACGGAAGUGUCGCACACCACUUUGCUGGUUUCCAGAAGGAGAGAACGUAUUGACUGGAGCUGAGCUCAUUCAGCAAACGACUGAAAAGGUGAAAUUAAUUCAAGAGAGGUUGAAGACGUCAAGGAGCAGACAUAAGUCCUAUGCUGACAAGAGAAGAAGGCCGUUAGAAUUCAAAGCUGGAGAUCACGUAUUCCUUAGGCUGAAUCCAACCACUGGAGUAGGCAGAGCUAUUCGACCCAAGAAACUAUCUCCCAAGUUCAUUGGGCCUUAUCAAAUACUAAGGAAGAUUGGACCAGUGGCUUAUGAGCUAUCCUUGCCUCCCCAACUAUCCAACCUUCAUCCGGUGUUCCAUGUUUCCCAACUCCGGAAGUACAUAUCAGAUCCCUCGCACAUACUAGAGCUAGAGGACGUCCGUCUUCGUCAAGACCGAACGUUAGAGAUGAAGCCAGUCCGCAUUGAAGACAUCCGCACCAAGUACUACAAAAGGAAAGCGAUCAAAUUGGUGAAAGUGGUGUGGGACGAUAAGACGGGUGACUCUACAUGGGAAGUGGAGGAUGCCAUGAAGGACUUGUACCCUCACUUAUUUCCGGGUAAGUCUUAA
Molecule: messenger RNA, 627 nt
Organism: Vigna angularis (adzuki bean)
Lineage: Eukaryota; Viridiplantae; Streptophyta; Magnoliopsida; Fabales; Fabaceae
Exons: 1
Coding region: 1-627 (208 amino acids)
Source: RefSeq, a predicted model, not a curated record